Molecule: messenger RNA, 2309 nt
Organism: Phaeodactylum tricornutum CCAP 1055/1
Lineage: Eukaryota; Bacillariophyta; Bacillariophyceae; Surirellales; Neidiaceae
Exons: 3
Coding region: 78-2309 (743 amino acids)
Source: RefSeq, a predicted model, not a curated record
CACCAUGAUUUUUAUCCGUACGAGCCUGUCAGCAUGACGAGCCUUGCUGCACCUACUCGCAACAAAGGAGUGCAAUCAUGUCAACUAACUCGUCCAUUCCAAUGUCUCCUUCGUGGAGAAGGACACUGAAUCACCAGGGCGGUCGUCCCUCGCGCGUUUCGUUGCAGUAUCGUCGACAAAAUAGCGAUUCCAAUGUUCUCACUGUCAGUAAAAGUGGUUUGGGGAAUAACAGCGGCGGCGGAUUCUUCGGUAAUUCUUGGCUCCUAACACCGCCUAACCUUUACUUGGGAAAAAGUUCAGGUGUUGCUUUACCAUCAACUGAUGUAUCCCCGACUUCAAACAGUCCUACGAACCCACAGGCGAAGACGAGUCCUUUCCUGGCGAUUGCAUUACUUAAGCUCGAGAAAGCCUUGCCCGAAUUCUGCACCACACUCACCGGGUCACACGCCGGAGCGUCCCAGGCUUGCGUCUUGUUGGAUUCCAAUGUUGCGACUGCCGGGUCACCCGCCAGCUCACGCCCGAGCAGUCCGAAAAUAGCGAAUAAGAAUGGUCACAUGAUGUCGAGCUCACCUCUUUCUCCGAAGUCCCCUCUAUUCAGCUGGUUAAGCUCAACGGGCUCGACCGCUUUGGAUAACCGCUUCUCUGCAAAUCCGUACAGCACUGGUUAUAAUGCGAAUACAAACGCAUCGACUACGCCGGCAACGUCUGCGUUGGCGUUGGAGGGUGAAUGGGAACAGUACAUUGGUCCAUUGCUCUGUUGGGCAGGAGCCGAAGUCCUCUACCACGAUAUGGUAUGGGUUGCAGACGAUGAUCGCAAUUUGGCUGCACGCAAUCUUAUUGGACUGUACCAACGAAUUAUUACGGACUUGGUUUUGGUACAACAGUUCCUGUGUGACCCCUUUCUCAACAGCAUUACGAGUAUUUCUUCUACGUCGUAUCAAGGUGCGGCCCGAUCCUUGUCAACGUCCAUGUCGGGAAUAGCCACGGUGUGCACAAUACGCAUCCAGUUCUUGGACUGGCUUUCGUCAUCCUUUUUUUCAACGGCGGAAUCGGAAGACGAAAAUACGCUGGUCGAGGUAUUAGAACCACUGAACGUUACGGAUUUGGGUGCCGCACGAGUUUGGAAAGAACGCCUUCAUGAUGAGUACCGUGUCUGGCAGCACGUUUCAGCGGCACGGACGGCAUUAGAAUCUUGCCGAUUCCAAGAAACGAUCCUUUCACUGAGCAGAUGGAAGCGAGAUUUGAAAGACGUAACCGAAACUCGAUUGGAUCGAUGGUUUAGACAAUCACAUCAAGACAUCAUGAGUCUCUUGCCCAUUUAUUUUGACCGCAUAGAUGCCUUUUCAGGACCGAUCUACGGCUUCGAUAGCCUGGCCUUAAAGACAAAGACGUAUGCGAAAGACUGGGAUGAGACUAUUCUUGAAUUUUUGAGGAAGCAAGACAAGGCAGGUGGUCCACCCACUGCAGUUGCCUUGGUUUUGGAUGCAAUUGCCACAAACAAUCGUCACGUGGAGAGAGGGUUUCAGCUGACUCUCACCAAAGAGCUACCCGAGGAUGAGGAACCGUUGCGUGUGAUCUGGCCAGCAAUCUAUUUGCGAAGCUCAGUUCAUUUGGCGGCAGCCACCACCCAACGAAUGUCACUUUCUGGGGUCCCUCAUGGAUCUGGUCUUCUCCGCAAAAGUGGGGCACCUUCUUCUUGGACAAAACCGGAUAGCCCGCGUGCAUCAAAAAAGGUGGUCAAGUGGAAUGUAAUGGAGUACGCGUCAGACAAUAGGGCGGUUGCAUCAUUCCCGCACUCGGAAUGGGAGGCGAUGGUCUCCCUCGUUCGAAACGAGCCGACAGUGGAGCGUGAACCGAUAUUAGCUGGACCGCACGUAAUACGAACGCAAUCUUUAGGACUUGUGGAACAGGCCCAGGCUAUCACCUUCCGAGACGAGGAUGCGGAAGACGAAGAAAAGCACAGUCGAGAUUCUCUUUUCUCGGUCGAGGAGGCCGCAAAUAUGUUUGCAACGACGACGGUCUCGGAAUCCACGAGGGAUACCCCAACUACUGACCAUCUACAGAGCGAGUUCCACGUGGUGUCUCUAAGCGAAUACAUCAGUAUGGUAGUUAUUGUGAAGGGCGAGGAAGAAAGUCGCUGGCAUCGCCGCCGCUCGAGGCUCCCAGAUAGUGAGAUACGUCAAUUCUUGGACGAGAUGGCAUUAGAUUUGCGAGUUGCCAACGUCUUUUCAUCAGAGCGCAUUCCGUCCGCCCCAAAGAAACUUUGGGCUACGGCCGAUACAUUCUUCGCACGAUACCUUAAGGGCUAG